Molecule: messenger RNA, 1882 nt
Organism: Triplophysa dalaica
Lineage: Eukaryota; Metazoa; Chordata; Actinopteri; Cypriniformes; Nemacheilidae
Gene: gdpd4b
Product: glycerophosphodiester phosphodiesterase domain containing 4b
Biological process (GO): lipid metabolic process
Cellular component (GO): membrane
Molecular function (GO): glycerophosphodiester phosphodiesterase activity
Source: RefSeq, a predicted model, not a curated record
CAUUCCAGCUGGCAGCAGACCACAAGAAGCAACCAAGGUUAUUCUUUUCGCUGGAAAAAAGCGGACGAUGAUAGGCGCAGUCGAGACGGCGAUCGGCUUCUGUUGUUGCGCAGUUUCCUCACCAUGCGUUUCAAACUACACAUUUGACGAAAGUACGAACGGAUAUUGUAAUUAUAUGAUAUAUAUACAACGACAGGACCGUCAUUCUCCCUCAAUGGGCACAACACCGAGCAAACUACCCCACCUAAAGUUUGGUAUGUUAAAAUUGGUGCGCCAUCGUCUGUUGCAACGUUAUGAGCACGAGCCCUUCGUCUCGUGUCUCUCCGGACUUCAGUGGAAACACAACCAGCGCACCCGCGCCCAGUACGGACACUGCUGCUGCUGCUCUAAGCUGGAAUGUGGCAGUUUUGCGCUGAUCGUUUUGACGUUUUUUGUCACUCUAGUGUUUCUCUACUUCUGGGGAAAAGUGCAGAAUGACUACAAUGACUUUGACUGGUUUAACUUUGGAAAUCUGGGCUUCUGGUUUCCAUGGUCCAUGGUUUUGUUGAUUCUUGCAGUUUGUCUAUUCACCUAUGUUGCUGUCCUUUUGCUGCUGGCGGUUUGUCUUCUUUCAGAAGGUCAGAGGUUAUAUUAACACUGGUGUCACAAGAUUGGCAUCAUGGUGACUUUGAUUCUCUCAGAUUUAUGGAGGAAGGAGUGGCUCACUGUAGUUUUAUCUUUCCAGGUAACUGCUCCAUAUCUACACAUAGGUGGGAUAGCGUUAAUGACUUUGUUAUCUUGGACCAUAGUUCAUGUCUUCCGGAUUAAUUUGAGAGUACGACGAAUGGCCAUUGUGGUGCUGUAUAAAGCAGUUCUAAUGACUCUGUACCUGGUACCUCUGGGCAUCCAUUCCCCCUGCAUUAAAGAGAGGAACAGUUUAGUGCCGGCUCCUGCAUUAAUUGGACACAGGGGAGCACCGAUGCUUGCUCCUGAAAAUACAUACAUGUCUUUCGAGAAAGUAGUGGCAGCUGGCAGUGAUGGUUUAGAGACGGAUGUCACCAUCAGCUAUGAUGGAGUACCUUUUCUCAUGCACGACAAGAACUUAUGCAGGACAACCACCAAUGUGAAGGAAAUAUUCCCUAACUGGACAGACGUCUCACCUGCCAUGUUUAGAUGGAGGGAGUUAAAGAGUCUCAAUGCAAGCUCUUGGUUUUUUCAUGAAGACCCCUUUGGAACAGCUUCUUCUCUGAGUUCAUAUGAGCGCAUGCAAGUUCAGAAUUAGUCUGUUUGCACACUGAAGUCUUUUCUGGAUUUGGCUGCUCAUCACGGGAAAUUUGUGAUAUUUGAUUUGUACCAGACACCCAGGGGUCACCCUUAUAGAGACGCCUGGAUAUCUCGCACCCUGGAAGUCAUCCAGAAUGAGUCAUCUAUUCAUUCAAGUCAGGUGUUGUGGUUGUCUUCUGAGCUCAAAGAGUUUGUGCAUGACAUCGAUCCAGAGUUACAGCAGACGUCAAAUGACCAGGCGGCAGUGAAAGACCUUCAGCUUAGAAACAUAGUCAAACUCAACAUCCACUACAGCUCAAUGUCAGAGAAGGAUAUCAGAAAUUAUGCGGCUGCAAAUAUCAGCACCAACCUCUAUGUGAUCAGCGAGCUGUGGAUGUUUUCUCUUGCCUGGUGUGUGGGUACUCGCUCUGUCACCACAAAUGCUGUCCACAUCCUAAAAAACCUACAGAGGCCUCUCUUACUGAUGAUGCCAGAUGAGUACAGCCUCGUGUGGGAUCUUACUGACCUGACAUCCCUUAUUCUUGUAUUUAUUAUUUUUGUGUUUCACUGGUGGAGAGAACAUGGUUUGGCUCUCUGCGUGGGGAACAUUUCUGCACUUGAAAAUGGGUCGCUCAUAUAA